Heterostelium album PN500 is the source of this 225-nucleotide messenger RNA. RefSeq lists its product as uncharacterized. Bases 1 to 225 code for a protein of 74 amino acids. NCBI's taxonomy places the organism in Eukaryota, Evosea, Eumycetozoa, Acytosteliales, Acytosteliaceae. The record is from RefSeq and is a predicted model, not a curated record. The transcript has 2 exons.
AUGACACUUAUUGAAAACUUAACAAGUAUUGGUAAUGGUGCUUCAAUGGUUGAAUCCAUUAGUCACAGUGUAACAAUGUCCGGUGGAGGUGCCAAAUCAUCACAAACUGGUUCACAGCUUGCCGAUGUCGCCGGAACUGAUGAUGCCAACAGAUUCGGUCGUAGAUAUGAAUGUUACUGGUCACGUCGUUUCCAUGCUUGGAUCUGUAGAAGAACUCAUUGGUAA